AUUUUAAAAAUUAUAUUUAUUUAAAAAUAAUAGGAUUAAUUGUCGCCCAAAUAUGAGUACUCAACAGCAUAAUACCCGUACUAAUAGACCAAUUUCCACUAAUACUACUACUACUUAUAAUAAAAUACAUAAUAUGGAUAUUAGCCCACAGAGAGAUCAACGUAGAGGGGGGUCUUCAUGUAACUGUAAAUGGGUUUUGGCCAUUAUUUUUCUCAUAUUAGUUGCAUUGGUUAUUGUAUGCCUUUAUUAUUUGGUACGAUAUGAGAACCAAUGUAUAGCCGAUACAAAUAAUAAGAAAAAAUGCCAACAAAUGGAUUGCAUUUUAUUAGCCUCGACACUAAUAAGUCCAAUAAAAACAAAUAUCAAUCCAUGCAAUAAUUUUUAUGAAUAUUCUUGUGGUUUACAAGAAUAUUCUGCAUUACAAGAUAUCAACACUUUCAUCGAUACCAUUGAAUAUCAAUCAAAUGUUGAUCUUAAGAAUGCUAUUGAAGAGCAACAAAAACAACAAAACAAUGAAUCUCACAAAUAUAUGGCAAAUUUAUUUAAGUAUUACAAUAGUUGUCUCAAUACUGACGCCAUUAUAGCACAAGAAGUGAAUCCGUUAAGAUCUAUAAUAAAUAGUCUAAAUGGUUGGCCAGUAUUAGAGGGCAACGAUUGGGGAUUAAAACAUUAUCAUUGGAUUAACACAUAUGUUAUGAUCCGAAAGAUGGGUUUGAAUGCCGACACUUUGAUCAAGUUUUCCAUUGAAAAAGACAUCCGACAAGUGAACAGUUCCCAGUAUAUCAUUGCCAUCGACGCACCUGACUUUGAUGUGACUGCCGAUAGGCUUAAAACAAUGUCAAAAGAUUAUAUCAAUGUUAUGGUCACUUUUGCCACAAUGAUGGGCGCAAACAAAGAUUAUGCAAACAAUGAUUUACUUGAGGUAUUGGUGUUCGAAGAGGAACUCAUUUUGUUAUCCAACUGGCCUUCAUAUAAACAAAACUAUCAAAAUUUGACAAACGAUUACAUCACUGUUAAAGAGUUAUAUAAUAGGGCUCCAAAUAUUAAUUGGCUUCAAUUGUUGACUGAAUUUUUUGGUUCACAUGUUAACGAUGAUAUGGAAGUCCGUCUAUUGGCGCCAUUAUAUAUCACAAAAUUAAGUCCAAAAUUGCCGCACACUAACCCCAGAACUUUGGCCAAUUAUCUUAUUUGGAAAGUUAUAUAUCACUACAGUUCACUGUUAAGCCCGAAGUGGCAAAAACCUGUUACUAAUUUUCGACUCAUAACUGAUGACUACCUGAGACCCAGUCGAUGGCAAACAUGUGUACAACAAAUGAAGACAAUGAUGCCGAUAGAGAUGGCAAACGUCUAUCUAAAUAAAUAUUUCAAUAAACAACAUAGAGAUGAGGCUAUUUCAAUGAUUGAUAAGAUUAAGGAGUCGUUUGUUAAAAGUGUUGACGAAAAUAAAUGGAUGACUACUUCAGUGAAGACGAUAGCGAAAAGGAAAAUAUUAUUAAUGAAAUCAAGAAUUGGAUUUCCAAUUGAACUCACGGAUCACCACAACUACAGAGUGAACAGUUGGCUCAGUCCUAAUAUUGAGAUAACGGAUGAUUACUUUUCCAAUACACUGAAAUUGAAUCAAUUUUUAUGGGAUAAACAUAAAGAACUAUUGUUUGAUUUAAAUCAAAACACAACAAUCAGAAUUUUACAGAAUUGGAUGAAACCAACAGAAUUUGCUGUCAAAUAUCGUCACGAAGACAAUGUUGUAAUGAUAUCAGAUCUAAUGAUAAAUGGAUUUUUCAAACAAGAUUUGCCAAAAUCCAUUAUUUAUGGCACUUUAGGUCUAUUAAUCAGUGAACAAAUGUUGUCGAUGUUUGACGAUAAGGGUCGACAUUAUGAUGAACACGGAAUCUAUGGCACUAAUUGGUGGGACAGUACCACAACAAAUGGCUUCCGAACCUAUGCUAAUUGUUAUGAAAAACAAAUGAACGAUUUUGAUGUUAUUAUUGCAAGAAAGACAAUGACUGAGAGUCACAUCCAGUUUCUUAGAAAUAUGUUUAUGAAAGACAAAGAGACUGUUAGUCUGACAUUUGAUGCCUACAAGUUAGCCAUUGGUGCCAAAGGUGUCGAUUCCGGUAUUAUGGGAUUCAAUGAGACCGCGGAUACGCUUUUCUGGCUGUCUGUAGCCAAUACUUACUAUAAACACAGUAAUUAUCAAAAACGACUCAUUGAUGAUAAAGUUUUGAUUGAAUUCAGAAUCAAUUUGAUUGCUUCAACCAUAGAUCAAUUCGCCAAAAAAUUUAAAUGUACUGUCAUUGGUUAUCAUUGUUAUCAGUGUUACAGUUUGGUGAUCAUUAGUAGACAAUUAAUAGUAUUUUACAAAUGA
Messenger RNA from Oppia nitens, 2365 nucleotides. RefSeq names its product neprilysin-2-like. The record is from RefSeq and is a predicted model, not a curated record. Lineage: Eukaryota; Metazoa; Arthropoda; Arachnida; Sarcoptiformes; Oppiidae. Bases 53 to 2365 code for a protein of 770 amino acids. Gene Ontology annotation, molecular function: metalloendopeptidase activity. The transcript has 13 exons. Gene Ontology annotation, biological process: protein processing. Gene Ontology annotation, cellular component: plasma membrane.